GGCCUGUGGGAACGUGAGGGGGAAGGCAGAGGAGUGUGUGGUGCCUCAGGAGACGCAGCAGGAUUGCAGGGUAGUGCUGGGGCCCACCAGGGGAUCCUGAGCACGGAUGCAACUGUCAGCAGCAUGGAGGGUUUUCUGUGGACAUCUUCAGCUGCUUGUGUGCUGGCACAGAGUGGGCAAGCAGGAUUGGGCACUGGCCACAGGUAACAGACUGACUCCAGGGGCCCAAUUGUCUCCACUUCCUGCUGCUCACACCCUGGUGUGAUCCCCUCCCAUUGAGUGUGGGCAGGACCCACAACUGACCUCCAACCAACAGAAUAUGGUGAAGUAACAGAUGUCACUCCCUUGAUUAUGUCACAUUAUAUGACAUUCUGCUCUGAUAGUAGACUUAUUGAGACUCUUCUUGUUGCUUGAUGAAGUGAACAGAUGUAUUGGGGAAGCCCACAUGGUGAGGGGCUGCAGGAAGCAGGUAGAAGGUGAAGCUGGCCUCUGAUAACUACCUCAGUAACAGCAUUAAUCCCUUCAGAGGGGAAGAGCCCUCAUGAUCUCAUCACCUCUUAAAGGUCCCUCAACACUGUUGCACUGGGGAUUAAAUUUCUAACACAUGAACUUUGGGGGACACAUUCAAAGCGUAUCUCCAGGCUUCUGCAAAGCCAUGGUUGUUGCUGGGGUUGUGGGAUGCUAGCAAAAUAUAAAAAGAUAAAAUGGUUAAUGGUUUGAGAUAUAGUCCAAGAAGUAGGACCUCAUAACCUUACAAGUGUAGUAAUUUUUAUCAUUUUCAUAGUAGGCAUUAUUAUUUUCUCAUUAUACAAGUAUUAAUUUGCUAGAUGAAAAAAACAUAAAAACCAUAGCAUAGACAAGGAAGGAAAAAGACGCUGCCAUAUGUACCUUCACAGUCCAGAGGAUGCUAUGAUUUGGAGGGUGUGUCUUUUUGGUCUUCUGUCCUAUACAUAUAAUUUAUACAUAUUUAUUUCAAUAAAAAAUCACAGUGUAUCAGUUUUCCUUUCUCUAUUCUUAACAUUUCUCAGUAUCAGUGAAUAUCCCUCUGGAUCAUUUUUAUGUUUGCCCAGUACUGCGUACUGAUCACCAUUUACUUAAAUAAAUGCUCUGUGCUAAAUACUUAGGUCCCUGCUCAUGCUAAAUGUGCUGAAAUGUUCAUCCAUGGAGAUGAGUACACACUGUUUCCCAUGUGAUAUUAGAAUGCCGGACUACUGGAAGGACCUCAUGAUAAGUGGCCUUCCUAUUGUACCAUUGGUAUAGUAUAGAUUUCCCAAGGUGCAAACUGUAUUCCCGGUUUGCUUUUCAUCAACAGUGGUUUCUUUCUGGCUGACCCUAGAGAGAAGAUUGGCAACAGAACAUGCAUCUAGAGAGCAGAGAUGGCAGGCUGGCGUCCGGCACACUGGAGGUGGAGCUGCAUCAGACGUCUGCUGGGACUUGUGCAGGCCCUGGAGGGCCAGAGCCGGAGGGACCAGCUGCCAGCAAGUUCAGGCCUCUACAGGGAGCUGGUGGGGCAGACCCUUUGAGCCCCUGUCCCAGCGGGACUGUGGGGCAGAGCUGCUGGGCUCCUGCAAGACAGGAUUUUGGCUCAUUUUUCAUGAAGGGAAGGCCUCAGUCUCCUGCACCCCAGAGCUUCAGCUCCAGGUCUAAAGACCUCUGCUUUACAGAGAACACACCUUUGCUAAGGAAUGCCUCACAGGAGAAAGGGUCACCGUGUAUACUUGGUUACCACCCAGAGUUCAUUGCUGCUGAAGAAUCCUGGGAAACCAGCUCAGCUGAGUGGGAGCGGAGAUACCUGCUGAGCAGAGAGGUGGCUGGUUCAGGGACAUCGGCCUCCUCAGAGAAGGGGGAACUUGUGGACAGCACUCACGUCCGCCUGCAUCUUCCAAAGCUGAGGCGCUGUGUGCGGUGGCUGAAAGUCACGGGCCUGUUUGUCUUUGUGGUGCUGUGCUCUAUUUUAUUCAGCCUGUAUCCAGAUCAAGGAAAGUUCUGGCAGCUGUUGGCCGUGUCACCACUGGAAAGCUACUCUGUGAACCUCAGCAGCCACGCAGACUCCACGCUGCUGCAGGUGGACCUGGCGGGGGCCCUGGUGGCCAGCAGGCCGAGUCGUCCCGGGAGAGAAGAGCACGUGGUGGUGGAGGUGACCCAGGCAGAUGCUCCGGGCUCUAGGCGGCGGCGGCCACAGCAGGUUGCUUACAAUUGGACAAUAUUUUUAAAUCCAAGAAGAAAUGAACGCUCGGUGGUGAGCAGGACCUUUGAGGUACUGAGCAGAGAGGCUGUGUCCAUCAGCAUCCGGGCCUCCCUCCAGCAGACCCAGGCUGUUCCUCUUCUGAUGGCUCAUCAGUACCUGCCCGCAAGUGUAGAAGCACAAGUGACCAUCGCUGCAGCCAUCCUGGCGGGCGUCUAUGUACUGAUUAUAUUUGAGAUCGUGCACAGAACUCUGGCAGCCAUGCUGGGUUCCCUUGCAGCGUUAGCGGCCCUGGCUGUCAUCGGAGACAGACCCAGCCUGACCGAGGUGGUGGAGUGGAUUGAUUUUGAGACCCUGGCUCUGCUGUUUGGCAUGAUGAUCUUAGUAGCCAUAUUUUCAGAAACUGGAUUUUUUGAUUAUUGUGCUGUAAAGGCAUACCGACUGUCCCGGGGAAGAGUGUGGGCCAUGAUCAUCAUGCUGUGUCUCAUCGCUGCUGUGCUCUCUGCCUUCUUGGACAAUGUCACCACAAUGCUCCUCUUCACUCCUGUGACCAUAAGACUGUGUGAGGUGCUCAACCUUGAUCCAAGACAAGUCCUGAUUGCAGAAGUGAUCUUCACUAACAUCGGAGGAGCUGCCACUGCCAUCGGAGACCCACCGAAUGUCAUUAUUGUGUCCAACCAGGAGUUGAGGAAGAUGGGCCUGGAUUUUGCAGGAUUCACGGCACACAUGUUCCUGGGGAUUGGCCUUGUCCUCUUGGUCUCCUUUCCUCUCCUCAGACUCCUUUACUGGAACAGAAAACUCUAUAACAAGGAGCCCAGUGACAUUGUUGAGCUGAAGCACGAGAUCCAUGUCUGGCGCCUGACUGCUCAGCGCAUCAGCCCGGCCAGUCGUGAGGAGACAGCUGUGCGGGGCCUGCUGCUGGGGAAGGUGCUGGCGCUGGAGCACCUGCUCGACCGAAGGCUGCGCACCUUCCACAGACAGAUCUCACAGGAAGACAAAAAUUGGGAGACCAAUAUCCAGGAACUACAAAAAAAGCACAGGAUAUCAGACAGGAUUCUGCUUGCCAAAUGCCUGAUGGUGUUGGGAUUUGUUAUCUUCACCUUCUUUCUCAAUUCAUUUGUCCCUGGCAUUCAUUUGGAUCUUGGGUGGAUUGCUAUUCUGGGUGCCAUCUGGUUGCUAAUAUUAGCUGAUAUUCAUGAUUUUGAGAUAAUUCUACACAGAGUGGAAUGGGCAACCCUUCUAUUCUUUGCAGCACUGUUUGUUCUGAUGGAGGCGUUGGCACAUCUCCACUUAAUAGAAUAUGUCGGAGAACAGACUGCUUUGCUAAUAAAGAUGGUCCCGGAGGACCGGCGCCUUGCAGCUGCCAUCGUCCUGGUGGUCUGGGUCUCAGCCUUGGCCUCAUCCUUGAUCGACAACAUCCCAUUCACUGCUACUAUGAUCCCCGUGCUCCUGAACCUGAGCCAGGACCCGGAGGUCAGCCUGCCCACGCCGCCGCUCAUGUAUGCGCUGGCGCUCGGCGCCUGCCUGGGAGGUAAUGGGACACUGAUUGGAGCCUCAGCAAAUGUCGUUUGUGCAGGGAUAGCAGAGCAGCAUGGAUAUGGAUUCUCUUUCAUGGAAUUUUUCAGAUUGGGCUUCCCAAUGAUGGUCGUGUCCUGCACCAUCGGGAUGUGCUAUCUCCUUGUUGCUCAUGUUGUGGUGGGAUGGAACUAACAGACAUCCAUCCUCCACAUGAAGAUUAAGGGAAACUUGAUCCAUCACAAACGUCAGUCAGAAAACUACCUUGACGCCACUCUUUGGAGAAAAAAUGGUGCUUACCCUGGGGAGGCCACGGAGUGGAGACGCACUGGAAGAGAACUUCGGCGCUCAUACUCCUGCUCCUGCGGGUGCUGGGAGAUACGGCCUCUGCUGCGUGUCCUUUCUCCCUGAGGAUGAGACACAGGAAAUACAAGAUAACUUACUCAGAAUUCCCCUGCAGAAAAAUCGCUAUAUUUCAAAACACUUCUUGCUCUUCUAUGUAGGAAAAGACACAAAUCCGCCCAUAAUUGCUUGUGCUGCUUAAUUGUCACUUCUUCUAUGGCUAUAUACAGUUUUUCUUCAUGUAAUCACUUUUCAUAUUAAAACAAUCAGCAUUCAAAUUGUAUGCCCUCUAAAUAUAGACUCCUUCUGGGAAAAGGUACACUGCUUGUAAGGAAACAUUUUAU
Microcebus murinus (gray mouse lemur) is the source of this 4386-nucleotide messenger RNA. RefSeq names its product OCA2 melanosomal transmembrane protein (gene OCA2). Gene Ontology annotation, cellular component: melanosome membrane. Gene Ontology annotation, biological process: melanocyte differentiation; melanin biosynthetic process; transmembrane transport. The record is from RefSeq and is a predicted model, not a curated record. NCBI's taxonomy places the organism in Eukaryota, Metazoa, Chordata, Mammalia, Primates, Cheirogaleidae.